ACAAUGGACCGCCAGCCGAGAGCCCGCGCCGCGGCGCCGCCGCCGUCGUGGACGUCGCGCGCGGCGGCGACGCCUUUGCGAUUACGGCCUCGAGUGCCUGCUGACCAUAAUGAGAACCCUGAGGAUGGGCUCCUGCUUGUCCCUCCGCUGCCUCCGACGCCCUCGUCGAGCGGCGGCGUUUUCCGGUCGCUCAUACGAUCGAAGAAGCAGCCAACAAAUAACGAGGAGAGCCGCUAGGAAAGAUGAGGCGGCGGCGAGGAGCGGCCUUCGCUGGAGGCGAUGCGGAGGAUCCCGGGGAGGAUGUUCUCGAACGGGGCUAGUGGAAUUGCUUCGAUGUUCACUCAGCAGGGGAAGAAGGGGACUAAUCAGGAUGCUAUGAUCGUUUGGGAGAACUUCUGCGCAAGAAGUGACACGAUUUUCUGUGGGGUUUUUGAUGGCCAUGGACCAUUUGGACAUGUGGUCGCAAGACGCGUGAGAGAUUCUCUCCCACUGAAAUUAAGUUCCCAUUUGGAAGUUGAAGUUGGCAAUAUUUGCUUUAAAGAGAACAAUAAUUUAAGCAAAGCAGGGAGCAUGAAUUCCGAGGAAUCUUCAUCUCUUAAUUUGGAGGAAAAAUCUGGGGUUUCUGUUGAUUUGAAACAGAAGGAGAAUCAUUCAGAUAUACUUAUGGGAUUUAAACGGUCUUUCUUGAAGGCCUUUAAGGUUGUGGAUAAAGAACUAGAAGUACACCCAAAUAUUGAUUGCUUCUUUAGUGGGACAACAGCAGUUACCCUUCUCAAGCAGGGUCAAGACCUUGUAAUUGGUAAUGUUGGAGACUCACGAGCUAUUAUGGGUACAAGAGACCAAAAUGACCGCUUGGUUGCAGUUCAGUUGACUGUGGACCUCAAGCCAAAUCUUCCGAGGGAAGCAGAGAGAAUAAGGCGGUGUAAGGGCCGAGUUUUUGCACUUCGAGACGAGCCAAAGGUGGCUCGGCUUUGGCUUCCAAAUAACAAUGCCCCAGGCUUAUCAAUGGCGAGAGCUUUCGGAGAUUUUUGCCUCAAAGACUUUGGCCUUAUCUCUGUGCCUGAAGUUUCAUAUCGACGCAUCACUGAGAAGGAUGAGUUCAUUGUGUUGGCCACCGAUGGGGUUUGGGAUGUGCUAUCCAAUGAACAAGUGGUAACUAUUGUUGCCUCAGCUCCUGAUCGGUCUAAUGCAUCACGCGCUAUUGUUAACGCAGCAAUUCGAUCAUGGAGGAUCAAACAUCCAACAUCCAAAAUAGAUGACUGUGCUGUAGUUUGCCUUUUCCUCAAUACAGAAGAAAAUGUUUCAAGUACCAAAGAAUCCUGUAAUGGUUGGUCGUUGAACUCAACAGAAGCUGGGAAGAACACUGCUUUAGAUCCUUCGAACCCAACAUCAGUAGAGCGAUCAACAACUAUUCGGUCAUCUAGGAUCCUCCAACAACACAAUAUUAAUACUUCAUAGAUUUGUUCUUGGUAGAAAGAUCAAGAAAAUAUUGCUGUAUGUAUAUGUAGUAUUUCUUGUUUUGAUUAAGGUGGGUAGACCCGGCUUUAUUAUUUUUGACCGGGAAAUAUGUUUUUCCACCUAAUUAUUCAUUUCCAUGUCACGUGUGAGUAAGAAUGGAAGUAUUUGUUGUAAAGUUACAGGAUGAUAAACUUGAUCGAUAGCAUGAUAGUUGGUGAUAUAUUUAUAUUUUGA
Asparagus officinalis (garden asparagus) is the source of this 1692-nucleotide messenger RNA. RefSeq names its product probable protein phosphatase 2C 33. NCBI's taxonomy places the organism in Eukaryota, Viridiplantae, Streptophyta, Magnoliopsida, Asparagales, Asparagaceae. The record is from RefSeq and is a predicted model, not a curated record. Gene Ontology annotation, biological process: protein dephosphorylation. The coding region runs from base 280 to 1458 and encodes 392 amino acids. The transcript has 5 exons. Gene Ontology annotation, molecular function: protein serine/threonine phosphatase activity.